CUGCGCUUGCGUUUUCUGUGUUACCGGAAGAGAUUCUACUGCUCAGACGAGGUCGAAAUGUCGGCUUGCUGCAUGUGAGGAGGACAUUACGGGAACCGGUUUAUAUGCUACAUUAAAAUGUACAAAACGCCAUGUAGCAGACUCACAGGUCUGGUUGGUACCAGUGUGAGUGUGAACCAAAAACUACUAGGUAAAAAUGCCCCUAGGAAUUCCCUAAGUACUCGGAGCUUCAUCCAGUUGUCCAGGAGAGACCCUUCACAAUGGAUCACGUUCCAGCACCUCAACUUCUUGAGGCGCCAGUAUGUGAUGAGGAGUAGCCAUGCCCUCUAUCAGAGAGCUAAACCUAAACAAACAGCCAGCUUGACCCAUCUGGAGGACCAUCAGGAUAACAGCGUGAUCAGAAAGAUCCAGCAAGUCCCGACAAUUGACCCUGGGCCUGUGGUCGCCACCGUGUUGAAACCUACCUCCGGCCAGGCUGUGUCACCGCCACCGGCCACGGUUUUGCCCACGGCGGCUGAGGCCGGGCCUGAAGCGUUGGAGGCGCCCCAUGUGCAGAUGGAGACGGAUGAGGUCAGGGAGGCUCGGCUGGAGAGGCAAUGGAAAGAGCUUAAGGUGGAUCUGGCUGAGCUACCGGACGUUUACGCCAGACUUUCCAAAAUCAAGCUCACAGCAUUGGUUGUGGUGACUGCGGCGGCUGGUUUUGCCAUGGCUCCAGUGCCUUUUGACCCCACCACCUUCUUCCUGGCCUCCCUCGGGACAGGUCUUGCAGCCUGUACAGCCAACUCAAUCAACCAGUACUUUGAGGUGCCGUUUGACUCCAACAUGAACCGCACAAAGAAUCGGCCCCUGGUCAGAGGACAGAUCAGUCCUCUCCAUGCGGUGGGCUUUGCACUAGCCUGUGGGGUCUCUGGCAUCAGCCUGCUGUCCCUGGCUGUGAACCCUCUUACCGGGGCCCUGGGGGCCCUCAACAUCUUCCUGUACACCUGCUGUUACACCCCCCUGAAGAGACUCAGCAUCACCAACACGUGGGUCGGGUCCCUGGUGGGGGCCAUCCCUCCCGUCAUGGGCUGGACGGCUGCUACAGGGGCGUUGGACCCAGGUGCUCUGUUGAUGGGUGGCUUCCUGUACUGUUGGCAGUUCCCCCACUUUAACUCCCUGAGCUGGAACCUGCGUGAAGACUACUCCCGAGGGGGCUACCGCAUGAUGUCCGUCACCCACCCGGCCAUGUGUAAGAGGGUGGCCCUGCGCCACAGUCUGGGCCUGGUCGGGGUCUCUGGCCUGGGCCCUGUGUUGGACGUCACCACCUGGACCUUCCCGCUGGUGUCCCUGCCCAUCAACCUCUACAUCAGUUACCUGGCCUUCCGCUUCUACCAGAAGGGAGAUCGCGCCUCCGCCCGCAAACUCUUCUUCUGCAGUCUCUGGCACCUGCCGAUGUUGCUGCUGCUGGCGCUCACAUGUAAGAAGUCCCGGACCGACCCGGCGGGCGCGGCGAAGACCUUGAGCCUCGCCCCAGCACCUUAGCUAGGAUAGCCACGUUUGGAACUCCGCUGUCACAUCCGACCUUCAAGGCUCAAAACAAACGGUUGCUACUUUCUCCGCCCUCCCCUUGUUUUGAGCACGGGUGUUCCGUAACACUGUCUCCCUCCUCUGCCGUUGAAUCCCGAGAGAGAGCGACCGGCUAGAGACACGCUCCAUCACUGACUGCAUCUCUCCAUGCCCCAAGACAAAGGGGACACGGUUGAAGCAGCAUGACUCCAACGGUUGAUCAAUGAAAACCACAUAUUUUGUAUUCCUGAAAUGACUUCAGCGUAAUUAUUUCAAUGUGUGCGUAUAUUACAUAUUUAUUUGUGUAGGAAAGCUGCCAUGGAGUCCCUGCCAAUGUUGUUCAAGACUUGUUAAUAAGUACAUUUGUAAAUUGGUCCUAGAGUUUUGCAAUUGGGCCGCAGUCUGUAAUCUCAUGUAUUCUAUCAACACUGAUGGAAAGGAAGACAAACUGGUGGCCACUAAUACCACACUGUAAUAUAUAUGACAUACUAACGUAUGUUGAUUUGCGUAAAUAUCUGUUUGUUAAUGACCGAAGUAAUCUGAGGUGUUUAAAUCAAUCAAACCACUGAAUGGGAUAUUCUUUGUGUUGUUACUUGACUUUAGCAAUUUUUGUUACUUGAAGGUGAUGAAACAUUAUAUUCUCAUGUUUCUUUUCAGUUUAGCGAAUAUUUCAGGGGAAAUUGUGUGCUGUAAAUGUACCGCUUUAACUCUGUUAACGGUUUACCAAAACCAAAAAAUCAAAACAACUGUUUACCAUUAAAAUGCUUGAACUGGUUAAAAUUAAACGCCUUGUGAUUUAGCCACUUGGUUUGAUUCACUUGA
Esox lucius (northern pike) is the source of this 2367-nucleotide messenger RNA. It is a transcript of the gene cox10, whose product is annotated as protoheme IX farnesyltransferase, mitochondrial. Bases 118 to 1521 code for a protein of 467 amino acids. The record is from RefSeq and is a predicted model, not a curated record. Gene Ontology annotation, biological process: heme biosynthetic process. Lineage: Eukaryota; Metazoa; Chordata; Actinopteri; Esociformes; Esocidae. The transcript is spliced from 7 exons. Gene Ontology annotation, molecular function: protoheme IX farnesyltransferase activity. Gene Ontology annotation, cellular component: mitochondrion; membrane.